AUGUUCAAAUUAACGAAACCCUCGUCUUCUCGUGUCUAUCGAUUCUCGUCAUUGCCAAUGCGAUAUCUCACCAAUAACUACGCUUCCCAGGCUGGGAAAUCACAGUCUACCACUACCAAGACUAAAUCCAAGCACAAAUAUGAUAACCUUCCUCUGAGCACGAGCGGUCCUAUAAACUGUGCGCUCAGUGGUACAUCGCUCUUGAAUACGCCGUACUUGAACAAAGGCUCUGCGUUUCCUCCGGAUGAGCGCCGCACGUUCAAUCUUACGGGCUUACUGCCUCAAGGUGUUCAGACGCUCGAUCAGCAGUGCAAGCGUGCCUAUGAGCAGUAUGCAUCUCAACCUGACGAUUUGGCCAAGAACACUUUCUUGACUUCACUCAAAGACCAAAAUGAGAUCCUCUAUUACAAGCUACUUCAGCUUCAUCUCGAAGAGAUGAUGAGCAUAGUGUAUACACCAACGGAAGGCGACGCUAUCCAGAACUACUCUAGACUGUUUCGACGCCCGGAGGGCUGUUACCUCAACAUUGAAGAUCCCGAUCAUGUAGAGCAGGAUCUUGGACAAUGGGGCAACGCAGAGGACAUUGACUAUAUUGUUGUAUCUGAUGGAGAAGAAAUCCUCGGCAUCGGUGACCAAGGCGUCGGCGGCAUCCUAAUCUCCGUCGCCAAGCUGGUCCUCACAACGCUCUGCGCAGGUGUACAUCCUAACAGAACACUUCCUGUAGUUCUAGACUGCGGCACAGAUAACAAGGAGCUUCUUGACGAUGAGUUGUAUCUCGGCUUGAAGAAGAACCGUGUCCGUGGCGAAGAGUAUGCCAAGUUUGUCGACAACUUCGUUCAAUCUGCCAGGAAGCUCUACCCGAAUGCUUACAUCCAUUUCGAGGACUUUGGCCUUAGCAACGCGAGGAAAAUUCUGGAACGUUAUCGUCCGGAUUUUGCUUGCUUUAACGACGAUGUCCAAGGAACCGGCUGCGUGACUCUCGCCGCCAUCAUGUCAGGUCUUCAAGCAAGUGACCAGAAGCUCAAGGAUUUGCGCAUGUUAGUUUUCGGCUCCGGGAGUGCCGGUCUCGGUAUCGCAGAUCAAGUUCGCGAUGCUAUCGCUACAGAAGGAAACAUGAGCCACGAGGAUGCAGCAAAGCAGAUCUGGUUGAUCGACAAGCCUGGUCUUCUCACCUCGGAAACUGAAGAUGUCACUGAUUCUCAGAAGAUGUACACCAAAGACGUGUCGGAGUGGAAAGACAAGGACACCGAUUUACUCUCUGUCGUCAAAGAAGUUCGUCCAAAUGUUCUCAUCGGCACAUCUACCAAGGCCGGAGCCUUUACCGAAGACAUCAUCCGUGCCAUGGCCGAGCACCACGAGCGUCCUAUUGUCCUCCCUCUAUCCAACCCAACGCGUCUUCACGAGGCCAAGCCCGAAGAUAUCUUGAAAUGGACAGACGGAAAGGCCCUUGUAGCCACCGGCUCACCCUUCCCAGCUGUCAAAGGCCCAUGGGGUAAAAACGGCGAAGAAGUAACCAUCAACGUCGGCGAGUGCAACAACUCAGUCGUCUUCCCCGGCAUCGGUCUCGGCUGCGUCCUCUCCCGGGCCAAGCAUCUAACCGAUCGCAUGCUCGUCGCAGCCGUAGAAGGCGUAUCCUCUCUAAGUCCCAUUCUUAAAGACUCGACAGCUCCUCUUGUACCAGACGUUAGUUCAGUGCGGGAUGUAAGUGUGAGAAUUGCACGCAAUGUGAUACAAGCCGCUGUCAAGGAUGGUGAGGCUACACAAGAAGGUAUCCCUGACGAUGAGGACGAUCUGGAAGAGUGGAUCAAGGAACAGAUGUGGGAUCCCGAGUACCGGCCCUUGAAGCAGGUUGAUUUGGAGAGUGCCACAAGGGAAGCCAGAGGCGAACUGAAAAAGGCCGGCACGGUACAUAGAAGUGGUCACACAUAG
Molecule: messenger RNA, 1929 nt
Organism: Fusarium coffeatum
Lineage: Eukaryota; Fungi; Ascomycota; Sordariomycetes; Hypocreales; Nectriaceae
Exons: 5
Coding region: 1-1929 (642 amino acids)
Biological process (GO): pyruvate metabolic process; malate metabolic process
Cellular component (GO): mitochondrion
Molecular function (GO): malate dehydrogenase (decarboxylating) (NAD+) activity; NAD binding
Source: RefSeq, a predicted model, not a curated record